CAUGAUUUUAUUUUGAUUUGUUUAUAUUUAUGUUCAAGUUUGUCUUUUUUUAGUCUACCGUAACCGGUUCUUAAACAUGAAAAAAAAUUAAAUAACUUUAUAAUUAUAUGUAAUUAACUAAUUACCCUAAUUACGUACACAUAACAUUAGUAUACGUGUCAGUUCAGUUUGUUUUCAAACAUAAUCGUCAUCAUAUUCUCCUUGAUAAUCGUUGCAAAACAAGUUUUUCUAGUAAUAUUUCUAGAGUAGAGUGACAUACUGAUCAUUGUUAAAGGAACUCGUGAAAAGAGUGGUUUAUUUUGUAAAGUACCUAUUAUUAUAAAAAAUAAUAAUGGCAAGUGCUCUUCGCCGUACGACUUAUCAAAUAAUAUCGAGAAAAAAAUUAUUACUGCCUCAAUCAUCUCGUCAAAAAAGUAAUGAAGCAAAUAUACUUAAAUCUGUUCAUAAAGAUUUUGAAACACAACAUCAAACUAUCAGGGAUUUUGCAUGGCACAACCUGGAUAGAUGGCCAGACAAAACUUUAACAGUAUGUGCUGUAACUGGCCAUGGCUAUACCUAUGCUCAAACAUACAGGAUGUCUAUUUCCUUUGGUGCAUCACUUAGGUCUAAAUUAAAGUUGCAGACUGAUGAUAAAGUGGCCGUUGUAUUGCCUAAUGUUCCUGAAUAUCCAUGUGUAGUAUUAGGUAUUCUUGAGGCUGGAUGUAUUGCAAGUUUAAUGAAUCCUGCAUACACACCUAAUGAAUUAAAACAUCAAUUGGGAUUAAUUGAAUGUAAAGCAGUUGUUACUUCCAAGUUGUUCUAUCCGAACAUUGUGCAAGCUCUCAAAGAAAUUAAAUUAAAUGUACCGAUCAUAUUAUUAGAUAAUGAUGUACCAGAGAAUACAAUAAAGUUUGCAGAGUUUGCUGAAGACAUGAAUAUAGACACUGAUUGCUUAAAAAGAGUAAAGAGAAGUGCAAAAGAUACAGCCAUUCUACCGUUUUCAAGUGGUACAACUGGUUUCCCUAAGGCAGUGGAACUGACUCAUGAAAAUUUGGUUACUAUGAAUGAAAUGAUAUUUGUUCCAAAAGUUAUUGGUGUUGAGGAGGCCACUGAUUCAUCCCAAGCAGUAAUACCAGCAGUAUUACCAUUUUUCCAUAUUUUCGGUUUUAACGUAAUAUUGAUAAAUCUCAUGGGCAGAGGUGCGAAGCUGGUGACCCUGGCCACAUUUAAGCCAGACAUUUUUGUUGAAAUCAUUGCAAAACACAAAGCUAAUCAUAUGUAUGUGGUUCCGCCAAUGGUGACGUUUUUGGGUAAACAUCCUUCAGUGACGCCAGAACAUCUGGAAUCCGUUCGAAGUAUUAUCUGCGGUGCGGCUCCCGUAUCCGGUACGGAUGCUGAGAUUCUACUCACUAAAAACAAAAACAUAAUUUUCAGACAAGGUUAUGGACUGACAGAAACAAGUGGCGGUAUAUCAGUAGCGAACAACACAGAUAGAGAUCAUCACGACUCAGUAGGUCAUAUAUUUGCGGGAGGGGAGGUCAAGAUAGCUGAUCUGGAGACUCAGGAGGCUUUGGGACCUGGAAAAGAAGGUGAAAUAUGGUUCCGCGGUAAAAACGUCAUGAAGGGAUAUUAUAAAAACGAGAAAGCGACUAAAGAAACGAUAACCGAAGACGGCUGGCUCAAAACUGGAGACAUUGGGAAGUACGACGAGGAGAAAUUCCUAUAUCCCACUGAUAGACUAAAGGAAUUGAUUAAAGUAAAAGGAUUCCAAGUACCACCAGCUGAAUUAGAAGCGUUGCUUCGAUCACAUCCCAAAAUCCAAGAUUGCGCUGUGAUAGGUAUACCUGAUCCAAUAUCUGGAGAAGUUCCGAAGGCUCUCGUAGUUCAAGCUGGUCAAGAUCUGAAGAAGGAAGAGGUUUUGAACUUCAUAAAUAGUAAAGUUGUGGCAUUUAAGAAGGUAAAAGAUGUACAGUUUGUUGAUUCUAUACCAAAAACCACUUCGGGUAAGAUCUUGAGGAAGGAGUUAAAAGCUAUGUAUUGCUAG
Molecule: messenger RNA, 2023 nt
Organism: Melitaea cinxia (Glanville fritillary)
Lineage: Eukaryota; Metazoa; Arthropoda; Insecta; Lepidoptera; Nymphalidae
Product: 4-coumarate--CoA ligase 3-like
Exons: 9
Coding region: 332-2023 (563 amino acids)
Biological process (GO): long-chain fatty acid metabolic process; fatty-acyl-CoA biosynthetic process
Cellular component (GO): mitochondrion
Molecular function (GO): long-chain fatty acid-CoA ligase activity
Source: RefSeq, a predicted model, not a curated record